AUGGCCACUCACGUGUUGAGAAGGCCCACGGCCGUGUAUCGGGUCGCGGACCUCCAGGAGCUGCCGAUCCUGGCGUCGGGCCACGCGAACGCGGACCUGGCCCAGCUGAGGGGCGACGCGCGCCUAAGAGCUACGGCGGACGAGAUUCAUCGCGCCCUGGACGUGCGCCGCGAGGACGACAUCCGAAGAGGCUCUCCUACGUCAGUAGGUGAUUCCCUGGACUCGGACUCGUCGGGUAGUGGGAGGAGGAAGCGCGCCACCGAUUCACCACUCCGAAAGAAAUCGCGGCGGCGGACGGCCUCCUUCGCUCGAUCAUUAUUACCUACUGAAAGAGCUUCCUUCGACGCGUGUUUGAGGGACGUGUUGGCGCACCGCGGGCUGGCCGAGGACCAUUUGCCUCUCCUGAACAGAACCGCCAAGUGUGCCGUGGCACGGAACGCGUCGUCCGCGGGUGCUCGCAGAGAACUCCACGCGUUAGUGUGCAACGGCGAGAAGCUGUCCGUGGUCCGUUCUUUAUCCGCCUGCGCCGCGGCCGGCCUGGCCCCGAGGUUCUGGAAUUGUAGUACGGAACCGGAGGGCCUCGUCGAGGCGGUCCAGACCCACGCCCCGUUCGUGAUGCGAGGGCGCGCGCGGCGCGACGACGCCUUCGGGUCUGCUAUGAGAGCCUUAGGUGACGACGCGACGCUGCGGAAAGUGGCUCCCGCAUCAAUCGUCGACGUGCGGGAGCACAGUGUUCAGUUGAGAGACGGCGGGCGGCUCUACGCCCCUUCCUCAAGGUCGAUGCGCGUCGAGGAGGCUUUAUCUAAUCGGGACCGCCACAUUGUAACGGCGUCCUGUGACGCUUUAGGCGAAGCCGCCUCUGCCUUAAGUAGGACGGCGCCGGACUUCCACCUCGGAAGUCCCACGAGUACGGUGUUACAAUUGUACCCCGCGGACGGCGCGGCGCCGCCGUCUCGACAUUUGCGGGAGGUCAUCGUUGUGUGCUGUGCCGGGUCGUUCGCGCUGCGCUGCGCGCCGCCGUCGUCGGCGCGGGAGCUGCCUUUAUCGGCGGGCGAUUUGUUAAGAGUCGACGUCGAGCGCGACGCCGACGCGCUCGCUCCUUUGGACGGUGCGCAACACGGCGUCGAUUUUCAUGUGGACGCGGGGGACGUUGUGUAUCUCCCGGCGGGCUACUACCGCGGCCUCCGCGCGAAGGACGCGAGCACGUUGCUGAUUUAUGGGUUUGCGCCGUCCCCAAGGAAAGGGCGCGACAACGACCAGGACGAGCUCAGCAGUCCGGCGCCGCACCCCGAGGAUUUGUUGGACGAGUCGUCGUCGUCGGAGUUAGGCGUCUAA
Pelagomonas calceolata is the source of this 1335-nucleotide messenger RNA. The record is from the annotation of a GenBank genome assembly. Lineage: Eukaryota; Pelagophyceae; Pelagomonadales; Pelagomonadaceae.